Molecule: messenger RNA, 675 nt
Organism: Yarrowia lipolytica CLIB122
Lineage: Eukaryota; Fungi; Ascomycota; Dipodascomycetes; Dipodascales
Biological process (GO): tail-anchored membrane protein insertion into ER membrane
Cellular component (GO): GET complex
Molecular function (GO): protein-membrane adaptor activity
Source: RefSeq, a predicted model, not a curated record
AUGGACGAGGCGAUCAUUGUGGAUGCCGAAUUUGUGGCCCCCGUGGGGACCACUGCUGGCGAAUUUGUGCCGAUCGAUCGAGCCCCUGCCGCUGGACUGCUCUUGCUAGUGGCGUUUGUGGUGCUCUACGCCAAGGUCAUCAGCAAGCUGGGCAAGCCGGCCAUUCAGGAAUUUUUGUGGGAAAUCAUUACGAGAAUCGUACCAUCCAAGCAGCUACGAAGAAGAAAAGAAGCUCAGUUGAGAGCAAUUGAGGUGCAUACCCAGAGAUCAAAUACCAGCUCACAGGACCAGUUUGCAAAAUGGGCAAAGUUGGAUCGAGAGUACGGAAAGCUCAAGGUGGAGAUUGAAGACAUCAACAACUUGCUGACGGCCUCUAAGGCCCGGUUCUUCACAAUCAUCUCGUCGGCCAUCUUCCUGUCAACUACCGGGAUGAAGAUGUUCCUGCGAAUCAAGCACAGAAAGGCAGCUAUCUUCUGGCUCCCUAAAAACGCCUUUCCCUACCCAAUUGAGUACAUCCUAUCCUUCUCUUCUGCUCCUCUUGGGUCUGUCAGCGUUAGUGCAUGGCUGAUGAUCUGUGACGCUGCCAUGGAUCUGAUUGUCACCAUUUUUGUGGCUCUGGUUGUCGGAGUCAUUGGCAUGCUUCGCAGCAACAAGGUCAAGCCCAAGACGGCCUAA